GUAUCCACCUCCUCCCCCAUGCCUUCCGCCCUCGGAACCGUCUUAGGUCGGCCAAUGGAAGACGUGAGAUCAACCUAUAACAUCGGCAAAGAAUUGGGUAGGGGUCAGUUCGGGGUAACCCGAUUGUGUUCCCACAAAACAACGAGGGAACAAUUUGCCUGCAAGACGAUAGCCAAGAGAAAACUGACCAACAAAGAGGACAUCGAGGAUGUUAAAAGGGAAGUACAAAUCAUGCAUCAUUUAACGGGACAACCUAACAUCGUGGAGCUCAAAGGAGCUUUCGAAGAUAAACAAUCGGUUCACCUGGUGAUGGAGUUAUGUGCCGGAGGUGAGCUGUUCGAUCGGAUCAUUGCCGAGGGCCAUUAUACCGAGCGAGCCGCGGCUUCUUUGCUUAGAACAAUUGUUCAGAUCGUGCACACUUGCCAUUCUAUGGGGGUCAUCCAUAGGGAUCUCAAGCCUGAGAAUUUCUUGUUGUUGAACAAGGAAGAUGAUUCACCACUCAAGGCCACGGAUUUUGGUCUUUCUGCGUUUUAUAAACCAGGUGAAGAAUUUAAAGACAUUGUUGGAAGUGCAUAUUAUAUUGCACCCGAAGUUUUGAAACGGAAAUAUGGACCGGAAGCUGACAUAUGGAGUAUUGGAGUUAUGUUGUAUAUUCUUCUCUCUGGUUUCCCUCCCUUCUGGUCGGAAUCCGAGAAUGGGAUAUUCAAUGCAAUUUUACGAGGGCAUAUAGAUUUCAGCAGUGAUCCAUGGCCUCAAAUUUCAAGUCAAGCAAAGGAUGUUGUAAGCAAGAUGCUAAAUUCGGAUCCCAAGAAGAGAUUAACCGCAAGCCAGGUUCUAAGUCAUCCAUGGAUCAAAGAGGAUGGUGAAGCGCCGGACAUACCUCUGGACAAUGCAGUGCUGAACAAGCUGAAGCAAUUCAAAGCGAUGAGCCAGUUCAAGAAAGUUGCUUUGCGGGUAAUUGCGGGGUGUUUAUCGGAGGAAGAAAUCAUGGGAUUGAAAGAGAUGUUCAAAGGCAUGGAUACCGAUAACAGCGGCACCAUAACACUUGAAGAAUUGAAACAAGGCCUGGCAAAACAGGGAACCAAACUCUCGGAAUAUGAAGUUCAACAACUAAUGGAGGCCGCUGAUGCAGACGGAAAUGGAACCAUAGACUACGAUGAGUUCAUCACUGCAACAAUGCACAUGAACCGAAUGGAUAGAGAAGAUCAUCUCUACCAUGCCUUCCAACACUUUGAUAAAGAUAACAGCGGAUAUAUUACGAUUGAAGAAUUAGACCAAACUCUACGUGAAUAUGGAAUGCAUAACGGUCGAGACAUAAGGGAAAUCAUUUCUGAAGUUGAUACUGACCAUGAUGGAAGGAUUAACUACGAUGAAUUCGUCGCAAUGAUGAGAAAAGGAAACUCCGAAUCUAACCCCAAGAAGCGACGUGAUCUAUUUGUUUGA
Molecule: messenger RNA, 1443 nt
Organism: Hibiscus syriacus
Lineage: Eukaryota; Viridiplantae; Streptophyta; Magnoliopsida; Malvales; Malvaceae
Product: calcium-dependent protein kinase 17-like
Exons: 7
Coding region: 19-1443 (474 amino acids)
Biological process (GO): intracellular signal transduction; peptidyl-serine phosphorylation; protein autophosphorylation
Cellular component (GO): nucleus; cytoplasm
Molecular function (GO): ATP binding; calcium ion binding; calcium/calmodulin-dependent protein kinase activity
Source: RefSeq, a predicted model, not a curated record